Marmota flaviventris (yellow-bellied marmot) is the source of this 1064-nucleotide messenger RNA. It is a transcript of the gene Ccdc28b, whose product is annotated as coiled-coil domain containing 28B. The record is from RefSeq and is a predicted model, not a curated record. Gene Ontology annotation, cellular component: centrosome. Lineage: Eukaryota; Metazoa; Chordata; Mammalia; Rodentia; Sciuridae.
CCAUUUUGUAAGAGACUGUACCUUCCCUCCAAAACUGACAGAAAAGUAUUCAUUAAACCGUUAUCACACAAUCAACAGGGUCCCCUUAAUUCGGGCAGGAGGUCAGGUGAGUGAGAGAAUUGAGCUCAGUCAAUUUGGGGACGCUCCUCCCAACUUGCUCCAACCCAAGCCCGAGAAGGUCACUUUCUCUUUAAAUGCAAAUCACUCCCGCCAGCUUAGCUCCCACCCGCUGGCGUUCCCGGGAGGAGCGUGCGGAGGGCGCCGGGCACCGGCCCUCCGGCAACGCUUGGGACCCCAAGCCUCCAGGCCUGAGGCUUACCAGCACCCAAUGGAUGACAAAAAGAAGAAAAGGAGUCCCAAGCCCUGCCUGACCCAGGCAGCCCAGGCCCCAGGCACACUACGCAGGGUCCCUGUGCCAACUAGCCACAGUGGCUCUUUGGCCCUGGGACUCCCUCAUCUACCAUCCCCCAAGCAGCGGGCCAAGUUCAAGAGAGUAGGCAAAGAGAAAUGCCGCCCAGUACUGGCUGGAGGUGGGGGCGGCUCUGCAGGCACGCCCUUGCAGCACUCCUUCCUGACCGAGGUGACUGAUGUCUAUGAGAUGGAGGGGGGUCUGCUGAAUCUGCUCAAUGAUUUCCACUCCGGCAGGCUGCAAGCCUUCGGGAAGGAAUGCUCCUUCGAGCAAUUGGAACAUGUUCGAGAGAUGCAGGAGAAGCUGGCCCGGCUGCACUUCAGCCUGGAUGUGUGUGGGGAAGAGGAGGAUGAGGAAGAGGAAGAGGACGGAGUCACGGAGGGGUUGCCUGAGGAGCAGAAGAAGACCAUGGCGGACCGCAACCUGGACCAGCUGCUUAGCAAUCUGGAAGAUCUUAGUAAUUCUAUACAGAAACUGCACCUGGCAGAGAAUGCUGAGCCUGAGGAGCAGUCAGCUGCAUAGGUGUAGUACCCAGGCCCACACUGCCUCUUUCAUUCUCUUCAAACUGUGACUUCCCUUCGUGGUGGUGCACGCCUAUAAUUCCAGCUACAUGAGAGACUGAGGCAGGAGGAUCUCAAGUUCAAGACCAGCCUGU